Protopolystoma xenopodis is the source of this 216-nucleotide messenger RNA. The record is from the annotation of a GenBank genome assembly. NCBI's taxonomy places the organism in Eukaryota, Metazoa, Platyhelminthes, Monogenea, Polystomatidea, Polystomatidae.
AUGGCGUCAUCUGGUCUCAGCUCAGGACCCCUGUGCCACACGCCGCCAAAUCAGAUUUUCUCAGACCUAGCCCAAGCCAAAUGGUCAACAUGUCCUGUUGGUAGGCCUCGGGCUUCGGCCAAAAUUGGGCCAGGCGGUUGGAAGACUCCACGUCACAGCAUCGAGGUGUCAAUGCGGCAAAAAUGGGAUCCGGUCGGCCGAGUGUUAAUUACAUGA